AUGCAUUAUGAGCAUGUCUACUGUAUAUGUUUCUUCCUCGCUUUCAAGUCUGAGGUUGCCAAGAUCAAAAUCGGGUCACCCAGUGACUUUAUGGGACCACGUGAUGAAGCCAAGGAUGCGGGAGGGGAGGUUCUUAUCGGAGGCACGGGUGAUGACUCCAAGGGCUACUUCAUACAGCCCACCAUCAUUCUAACCAAAGAUCUUGAAUCAAUCACGAUGAAAGAAGAAAUCUUUGGUCCUGUCAUCACUGUAAUGGUUUUUCUUUAUGUACUCUGGAACUCAUCUGACAUCGACAACACCUCGCCUUAUGCCCUGACUCUGGCUCUAUGUAACUUUGUCGCAAAGCACAAGGCCCUCCUGACUGCCACAAACAAGCUGCGCAACGCUGUCGGCAACGUCUAUUACAACGAGAAAUGCACUGGCAUGGUUGUGGGUCAGCAACCCUUUGGAGGAGGACGAGCGAGUGGGACCAAUGACAAAGCUGGGAGUAUUAGCAUCUUUUACCGGUUCGUUUCGGCGAGAAGCAUAAAGGAGAAUCUCGUGGGCCUGGAGGACUUCCAAUACCCGUCCAACUUGAUUUAA
Molecule: messenger RNA, 582 nt
Organism: Suillus fuscotomentosus
Lineage: Eukaryota; Fungi; Basidiomycota; Agaricomycetes; Boletales; Suillaceae
Product: soluble diacylglycerol acyltransferase
Exons: 6
Coding region: 1-582 (193 amino acids)
Cellular component (GO): mitochondrial matrix
Molecular function (GO): L-glutamate gamma-semialdehyde dehydrogenase (NAD+) activity
Source: RefSeq, a predicted model, not a curated record